Daktulosphaira vitifoliae (grape phylloxera) is the source of this 663-nucleotide messenger RNA. RefSeq lists its product as uncharacterized. The record is from RefSeq and is a predicted model, not a curated record. Lineage: Eukaryota; Metazoa; Arthropoda; Insecta; Hemiptera; Phylloxeridae. Bases 131 to 463 code for a protein of 110 amino acids. The transcript is spliced from 3 exons.
UGUGGAGUCUAACACAGAUAAAUUACUGUUGAAUAAUACGGAAUGUCAUGAAACUAAUUUACAUGAUGUAACUGCAAGCAAUUACAAAGAAAAUAAUAUUUCUAAUGACAUUCAUUAUAGCAAAACUGAUAUGAAAUACACUGAGAGCGGCACACUUCUGUCUAACCGUAAAUCCAAAAAUCAAUUUUAUAAAGAUGCCAAAUCUAAAGUUCAAUACAUUCCUUCUGCUGUUUAUGACAAUACAGUCAACAAAAGAGGAGUAUUGAAAAAAAAUACUGCAGACUGCAAAAUCAAUUCAUCAGAUAAUAUAAACAAUAACAGAUCUUAUGAUACUAAUCAAAAAAAGGCCGUUCGGUUUAAUGAAUAUGCCGUCGUUAAAGAGUUUAACGGUAAUUUGAGCUUGACAAGACAAGUAAAAAAUUAUCAAUGGCAUCGAGAAUUCAAACGUUGGACAAAAUAUUAAAUUUAUGUAAAUUAUAUUUUCAUUUUCAUUUGUUAAUUAUUGUUUAAAAAGUUUUUGUUUUAUUUUAUUUAGUUUGUUAAGUUUUGUUCUAAUAAAAAUUACUUAUGUUAUAAAAAAUGCAUUUAGAAGUGUUUUAUAAAAAAAAUUUGGUAGUUCCGACAUGUUAACAACGUGAACGUUAAUAUUUGUGAUGAGAUUUA